Phlebotomus papatasi is the source of this 1198-nucleotide messenger RNA. Its product is annotated as cell death abnormality protein 1-like. The annotation marks the transcript as partial. NCBI's taxonomy places the organism in Eukaryota, Metazoa, Arthropoda, Insecta, Diptera, Psychodidae. The transcript is spliced from 2 exons. The record is from RefSeq and is a predicted model, not a curated record.
UCCUCUCCUCUAUUUAGAACACAAAAAAUUAUAAAGGAGCAGAAACCUUACACGACCAAAGAGCUCUUCAAAAAACAAUGCCCCUUUACAACGGCCAAACUAGAAUGUCCCUUUUGGCGAAAUGUUACGAAAUACGAAACUGUAGACAAAGUUGUUGCAGAAGAAAACAAAUUUGUAGCUUGCUGUGAAGGAUAUUUUCUGAAAAACAAUGAGACAUGCUUGCCCUUAUGUAAGGAUCAGUGCAUUAACGGAAACUGUACUGCGCCCGACGAAUGUACUUGCUGGGAAGGAUACAAUAAAUCACCAGAUGAAACCAAUAUAUGCAAUCCUUUUUGCACUUCCUGUGUUAAUGGAGAUUGCAUAGAACCAAACAAGUGUCAGUGUCACAAGGGCUACGUUGAAGAUCCCGAAACGCAUAUUUGUGAACCUUUCUGUGGAGACGAUAAAUGCGGAUUUGGACACUGCCAGGAACCCCACAACUGUAAAUGCGAUGCAGGAUAUGAGAAAGACGGAAAUGGAACAUGCACCAUAAAAUCCUGUGUAAGCAAAUGUAAUGGAGGAAAUUGCAUAGACGGGAAUUGUGAAUGUCCCAUUGGGGCGGAAUGGUCAAAUGAGCUACUCUCUUGUGUAUGUCCUACACUUCCAACCACGCUUCAGUCUCAAACGCAGAGAGAAACAAGCACGAUUCCUAACACGAUCCCUAAUACGAUAGCUAGCACGAUCACUGAGGAAAAUACGAGAACGGAAACUGUAGAAAGUCCUUCAGAUGAUUCAGGGUAUGACAAGGACCUUUUAAUUAAGGGACUUUCUGGAAUAAUUCUGAUACUUUUACUUACUAUUUUCACAAUUUUAACAAUAAUUUGGUGGGAAAAACGAAAAGAAUCUCAAAAUUACAAUUCAUCUUAUACUAUGAGAUAUCAAACAGACCAAGUCUUGAUUCAACCUGUGGAAAAAUGUUAAAAGCAUGGCGGUUUACCAUUAUGUACAUUAUGUUCUAUAAAUUGAUUAUCAUGAAAAUGUAUCGAGGACCGUAAACGAAUUUUUGCACAAGAGAAAAUAAAUUUUAUUAAUAGAUUAAUUCAAUAUUUAUAAAGCUUUGAAAACAAAACUAAUUAUUUUUAAUGUUAUUUUAAAGUACUGAUUAUUGUGAAUAAAAAAUGUUUAAAAACUUUUUCAAUAAAAAAAAAAUUGAAAUCUA